Molecule: messenger RNA, 2076 nt
Organism: Tremella mesenterica DSM 1558
Lineage: Eukaryota; Fungi; Basidiomycota; Tremellomycetes; Tremellales; Tremellaceae
Exons: 10
Biological process (GO): protein catabolic process in the vacuole; cellular response to glucose starvation
Source: RefSeq, a predicted model, not a curated record
AUGGCACAGGUUAUACCUCCCAUUACUUCUCUCCCUAUAGAUUCUUCAGCAGCACCUUCAGUCGAAGAUAUACAAGAUCGUCUACCAUCAAUAUGCGUAGAUUAUCUAUCUUACGAAUGGAAAGAAGAAGAUGUUUAUAGAAGUUGGAGAAAUAUGACGAGACAUAAGAAUGAUAUUGCUAAUGGUGUUCGAUUGGAGAAUGCCAGUUGGAGAACUUGGCAGAAACAGAGAAAUAAGUUGAAGACUAUAAGUCCGGAAACUUUGAAUUGGCUUAAAGACUCCGAUGUGACAUGGCUGUAUGGUCCUCUACACACCGCUGAUGUCGAACCUGUUCGACCUUUACGUAUCGCAGCUGCCGAUGAACGUCUAGGCAUUGAACUGCCUGCUGGCAAAAAACCAAUUCUAAAACAUCGCACAUUAUCCGAAAUGCUCGCCAUAGCCGUACCCACCUCACCCAUCCUCGAAGCCUUUCAUGAUCAAGAUGACGUCGAUUCAUCGGAUGGAAUGGAGAAUCUCCUACGACCAGUUUUACAUCAGACCAAAUCCGACACGAACAUCUUUCGUCAACGCGGUUUAAGAAGAUCACCCACCCGACGGCCCAUCAUCGAUCGGUCAGGCGAAGAUUUCAACCCUGCACCGCCAGAUUCCGCCCAUCAUAGUGGAGGCAAGAAACAUAUCUCUUUCAACACGUUUGUUGAGCAAUGUGUCGCCGUGGAUGAUCCUGCUGAAAUACCCCAGCAUCAGUUUCAAGCACAUCACCUACAACGAUCUGAUUCAGACGAUGACAUGUUAGAAAUGCGUUCAGCAUCCAGUAGUCGAACUCCUCGACCUUCUUUGAGUCGAACAUCCAGUUCUACCUCUGCUGAACAUGUCACCAUAGCCAAAAUCGCCCCUACCAUGUUGAAGAUGAGCGGAAACUUUGGUCGUAAUUCACCUGCGGUGGUUUAUAUGCCUCCACCGGAAUAUCGUUCUCCCUCUCAACAAUCGGCACCACCGUACGACUUUGCUUCCCCCGAAGACGACGUGCAUGCCGAAUGGGCCGACGAUCUUCAGUCAGGAGCAUACGAUUAUUUCCACGGUAUCUCACCAGAAAGUAGAUCACCUCCUUAUUCCUCACCAAGAGGUACACCGGUCAAUGUGGGUGCACCACCUGCUCAACCUAAAUGGCGUCAAGCGGCUACCAUUGGACCACAAUCCAGCGAGAUGAUCGGCGGUCCAUACGGCUCCCCCAAUCCCCAAUCUGGCUCAGGUGUCAUCUCUCCACCCCAACCUGCACGAGGUAUUCUUAAAGUUCGUCAAUCAGUUCCAACAACUCCAACACCAGAACCUUCAUCUCCUCCAUCGACAUUCUUCAAUUACAACCCUUCCGUCGCCACUGGUCUCGGUAGCAUGCCUCAACCUCAUCAACAUCAACAUCAUCACUCUCAUGCACACAAUCAUGUGAAUCACUCUCCGGUGGAAGACCAGAGAGGUAGAUCUACCUCUCGCGAUCGAUCCACUUCGGCGAUUGGCCGUUCGUCUUCCGGUAGUCAAAGUAUAGGUUCAACGUCGUCUUUAUCACCAGGAACACCGAGAAGUCCGACGGAUCCACCAAUUCUACCUUCCGUUCCUCCUCCGGGCAAGAAGGGUGCACCAGAGCCGUCCGGUAGUCCUUCAGGUCUACAAGGUGCGCAACAUGGUGUUCCGGCAAGCGCGACACCUGGCGAUAUCCCUUCAACUCCAGUCGUACGGAAUGACGUCGACCCAACGAGGAAUACGACACCUACCCCGCAUUCUUCGCCUCAGAUCGCUUUUAGGCCUAUGAAAGAUACCUCCCCUGCAUCUUUACCACAUCUUACUCCUACAUCACCCGAUGACCUAGAUCUACCCAGAGCAGACCCGGCAACCUUCCUCCCCUCACCCAGUCCUAGAGGACGAGCUACCAUAGCUCGUGUACCGACACAUGCCCAGCCCACGUUGACACAACCGAGAGGAAGGUCAGUCUCUAAAACGAUAUAUGGUCGUGCUGCCACCAUGGCCAAUACUGCUAAAGAUCUCUUGGGAGCUUUGUGGUAUGGAGGUGAAGAUGGGAGGGGU